GUAAUGCUUGAUAAGACCAGCGAUGGACUGUUGCGAUAGUGCGUGCGAUCGCUUUUGACAGUUCCGUAACGUGCGGGAAUUGAAUUGCGAGCGCGGUGAUAAAAAUACGAUGGUCGAGGCUCUAAUCCGGGACUUAUAGAUAGAGCGAAUCUGUGCGUAUAUCGAGAGUCGAGCUGUAUACGCGAGGUGUAUACGUGAGCGCAUCGGUGUUCGCUUACGUGUCCGGUAUUCCUCAUUUCUGUGUGUGCAUACACGACAUACACACACACACACGCACUCGCACACAUAUACGGCGAGUACAAUAUCCUUAUCCUUCGACCGACUCCGCCCGCCGCCUGCCGCCCGUCGCCAGCCCGGCGCAAGGACAAAGGACGGUUACGUUGGUAUCGCCGCGGCGAGACCCUCGAUAAACCCAAAAGCAUCUUUCUCUCCUUCUCUCUUUCCUUUACGCGUACUUUAUACAGUGCGUCGCGCUAUAAGCUAUAUUACACACGCACAAAUCCUCUCUUCCUGUGCUUUGUGCGCAAUCUUUCGCUUCCUCUAAUUUCCUUUUACAUCGCCUUCUCACUCCCUCUAAUAAGAAGCUCCAUAUCGCUUGUUCUAGCAAGUUUCGUAUACAUAUAUUGCCUUUUGCAUACUAUUCAUGAGUUAAAUACGCGUUGCGUGCAGCGCAACGAACGUCUUCUCUCUCUCUCUCUAUAUAUAUAUAUAUAUAUAUAUAUAUCUCUUUUCCUGUAUCCUCCCCUCCUCCGUCGCUCCUCGACAUAGCACUCCGUCUCUCCUACUCGCCGUAGUCGCCGUCUCCGUCCUACAGGCUACAGUACGAAGUAUCGUAUAGCGAGCGCCCUCUCGCCCCCUCCAGCAGUAGCGGUUCGUCGUCUCCCGUUUCUCAUCGUCGUCGUCGUCGACUCGGCGAAGAAUGGAGGCGAUCGCGAAGCACGACUUCACGGCUACCGCCGAGGACGAGCUCAGCUUCCGCAGGAGUCAGGUCCUGAAGAUUCUGAACAUGGAGGAUGACAUGAAUUGGUAUAGAGCUGAAUUAGAUUCUAGAGAAGGGCUUAUACCAAGUAAUUAUAUCGAGAUGAAGAGCCAUGAUUGGUAUUAUGGAAGGAUAACCAGAGCAGAUGCUGAAAGAUUAUUAUCGAACAAACAUGAAGGUGCCUUUCUGAUCAGAAUCAGUGAAAGCUCUCCUGGUGAUUUCUCCUUAUCUGUAAAAUGCUCCGAUGGUGUGCAGCACUUUAAAGUAUUAAGAGAUGCACAGGGCAAGUUCUUUUUAUGGGUUGUCAAGUUUAAUAGCCUCAAUGAACUGGUAGAGUAUCAUCGCACGGCGUCUGUUUCUCGCUCGCAAGACGUUAAGCUGCGUGAUAUGAUUCCAGAGGAGUGUCACCGCGUAAAACGAUUGUGUCAUGGCUUUCAGUGUCUGGUGCAAGCGCUCUACGAUUUCACGCCACAGGAGCCGGGCGAGCUAGAGUUCCGACGAGGGGAUGUAAUCACUGUCACAGACCGCACAGAUCAACACUGGUGGCACGGAGAGAUCGGUAAUAGGCGGGGACUGUUUCCGUCUACCUAUGUUACGCCAUACCACUCCUAGGCUUUAUACGGCCGAAUGCACAGAGGCCGUUAUUGGGAACAGCGGCCGUCUUAUCCCACCACUAUCACUUACAGAAUCCGAAUCGCUGCGGAUUUGAUAAACAAUAUUUUGCAAACCUCACCUAUCGAAUGGGCCGCUAAAGUGUAUUGGUGGUCUCGCCGAAAAGUCUUCUGAGUAUAAACACGAUUAAAAGUGAUCAUAUAUUCCAACACCGAAAUGAUAUUGCAGAAGAAUAAUUAUCGCGUUUAUUUGGAAGAGAGGAAGAGAGAAAAAAGAAACAAUAUAUUACAUCGAAACGUCCGAGCACGAAGAUACAACAUCUAGAAUCUAAGGACGAUUUGAAUAUUUAAAGAUAUCCGACGAUAUCCGAAGAUCCAAGGAUAUAUGAAUGCGUUUACGAAUAUCUAGGGAUCUAAAGAUGCCUAAAAGAUGCCUAAGGAUCUAAGGAUUUAAGCAUUUAUAAAAUUCUAACAAAAAAUCUGUAAUGAUCCUUUAUCUAAGAGUUAUCUAAAUAUCUAUGUAUGUCUCCAAGGAUCUAAGGGUCGCUAGAGCGCAAUCUCCACCUGCGGCGGAGUUGUGUUCCUGAAUAAUCGCAUAUGUACAUUUUUGUUUUUUCUUUUCUUUUUUUUUUUAUAUAUAAGCCUUCUUUUUGAUGAUUCUACGUUUUCCUUACUUACGUAAAGCACAAAAGUUCGUAGCAUUAUUGUGUAAUUAUUAUCUUUUAUGAUUAUUAUUAUAAUUAUGACUAUUAAUGUGUUAUGUUACAUUUUAUUGAUAACAAUAUAUUAUAUUAAUUAUGGC
Molecule: messenger RNA, 2392 nt
Organism: Cataglyphis hispanica
Lineage: Eukaryota; Metazoa; Arthropoda; Insecta; Hymenoptera; Formicidae
Gene: drk
Product: growth factor receptor-bound protein 2
Exons: 6
Coding region: 920-1591 (223 amino acids)
Molecular function (GO): protein binding
Source: RefSeq, a predicted model, not a curated record